UCCAACCGCUUUUCCCCACUCAGCGACACACCCGCUGAGGAUAAAACUCUGGUUAUUGGCAGCUCUAUUCUGAGAAACGUGAAGUUAGCAACACCAGCGGCCAUAGUCAAAUGUAUCCCUGGGGCCAGAGCGGGCGACAUUGAAUCAAAUUUAAAACUGCUGGCUAAAGCUAAACGUAGAUUCAGUAAAAUUGUUAUUCACGUCGGCGGCAAUGACACCCGGUUACGCCAAUCGGAGGUCACUAAAAUUAAUAUUGCCUCGGUGUGUGAAUAUGCAAAAACGAUGUCGGACUCCGUAGUUUUCUCUGGACCCCUCCCAAAUCUGACCACUGAUGACAUGUUUAGCCGCAUGUCAUCAUUUAAUUGCUGGCUGUCCAGGUGGUGUCCAGCAAACAAUGUGGGUUUCGUUUAUAAUUGGCAAACUUUCUGGGGACAACCUGGUCUUAUUAGGAGAGACGGCAUUCAUCCCACUUUGGAUGGAGCUGCUCUCAUUUCUAGGAACCUGGCAAACUUUAUUAGUAAUUUAAAUCCCUGACAACCCAGAGUUGAGACCAGGACAGAGAGUCGCAGUCCUAUACGCCUCUCUGAGCUUCUAGUUCAGUUACCCAGCCAUAGUUUCCAUAGUUUUAUACAAAUGGUGUCUGUCCCCCGACCACCUAAAUUAUUUAAAUCUAAAAUUAAACAAAGAGGAGUUGUGCAUAACAACCUCAUAAAAAUUAAAAUCUCUUCUGUGACAGAAAGACAAAACAAGAGAAUUAAAUGCGGACUGUUAAAUAUCAGGUCUCUUUCGUCUAAAGUAGUGUUAGUAAACAAAUUAAUAUCAGAUAAUCAUAUUGAUUUACUCAGUCUCACUGAAACCUGGCUGUGUCAAGAUCAAUAUGUUAGUCUAAAUGAGUCCACUCCUCCCAGUCAUAAUAAUACCCACAUUCCUCAAGGCAGCGGCCGAGGAGGGGGAGUUGCAGCCAUUUUUAACUCUAGUCUGUUAAUCAGCCCUAAACCUAAACUAGAUUAUAAUUCAUUUGAAAGCCUCGUUCUUAGUCUUUUACAUCCGACCUGGAAAACUUCGCAGCCACUUUUAUUUGUUAUAGUGUACCAUGCUCCUGGCCCAUAUUCUGAAUUUGUGUCUGAAUUCUCAGAGUUUUUAUCCAGUUUAGUUCUUAAAUCAGAUAAAGUUAUUAUUGUAGGCAAUUUUAACAUUCAUGUCAACGUUGAUAAUGACUCCCUGGCUACCGCGUUUAUCUCAUUAUUAGACUCCAUUGGCUUCAGUCAGGGUGUACAUGAACCCACUCACUGUUUUAACCAUACCCUCAAUCUAGUUCUGACGUAUGGAAUUGAAAUUGAUAACCUAACAGUCUUUCCACAGAAUCCCUCACUAUCGGAUCAUUAUUUGAUUACGUUUGAUUUCUUUUUACUCGAUUACACACCACUCAGCAACAGUUACUAUACUAGAUGUUUAUCAGAUAGUGCUGUCGCAAAAUUUAAGGAAAUGAUUACUCCGUCGUUAAAUUCAAUACCAAGUCCUUCAGUAACAGAGGUUUCCCAUACCGACUUUAACCUCUCCCGAAUUGAUCAUUUUGUUGAUAGCGCCGCUGCGAACAACACUCGACUCUGUAGCUCCUCUUAAAAAGAAGUUAACAAAGCCAAGAAAGUUUGCUCCUUGGUAUAACUCUCAAACCCGUAAGUUAAAACAAAUAUUGUGGAAGUUUGAAAGGAACUGGCGAUUAACCAAACUGGAAGAAUCUCGUUUAAUCUGGGCAGACAGUCUCAAAACUUAUCAGAGGGGCCUCCGCAAUGCCAGAGCAAACUAUUACUCAGCAUUAAUAGAAGAAAACAAAAAUAACCCCAGGUUUCUUUUCAGCACUGUAGCCAGGCUGACUGAGAGUCAAAGCUCUAUUGAGCCUUGUAUUCUUUUAGCCCUUAGCAGUGAUGAUUUUAUGAGCUUUUUUAAUGACAAAAUUCUUACUAUUAGAGGCAAAAUUCAUGACCUCCUGUCCUCAGAUAGUAGGCCUGCCUAUCUAACCUCAAACACAGCUGACUCCCAAAUGAUGAGAAAUAGAUAACUGAUUCAAUAUCACCUGCAUUCCCUGCUUUCCUCAUCUCCACUGAAUUGAUGGAUUUGCUAAAUGGAAUUUUCUACAAUCAAUAGAUAAAUGUAAUGUGAUUAUUUCCUAUAAACUGAUCAUUUCGGAAAUGUCAUCAUCUACAAUCAAUUAUGUAAAUGCGAUGACUGACAUAAACCGCCACUGGUGACACUAGAACAGGGGUAGGCAACCUGUGGCUCUUUAGGCCCUGUCCAGUGGCUCCUUGAGCCUUUGAGAAAAGAAGUCUAUGGAAAUUCCUUCUAUGAAUCCAAAUGUUGCUGAACCCCGAUAGCAGUGGCUGGUUAGCUAUGGAUGCCAAAUCCAAAAAAGAAAAUCGAAUAAAAUAGAGAAUGCAGUAGUGCGUGGACAGAUUUGUUUACUCUCACUGCCAGCUCUGCAAAAUUUAAGUACCAGAUAAUUAUUAAUAGUGCCUUGCACAGUGGCCACCUUGUGGUAAAACAUAUUAAUGAAUGCUUAUUUAGACCAUAAGUGUAUGCUAAUUUAGACUUAACAGGCUAUUUACCUUGAUUAUAAGGCUCAAACAUGUUUUGCAGCU
Epinephelus fuscoguttatus (brown-marbled grouper) is the source of this 2636-nucleotide messenger RNA. RefSeq lists its product as uncharacterized. The record is from RefSeq and is a predicted model, not a curated record. Gene Ontology annotation, molecular function: catalytic activity. Bases 634 to 1623 code for a protein of 329 amino acids. The transcript is spliced from 2 exons. NCBI's taxonomy places the organism in Eukaryota, Metazoa, Chordata, Actinopteri, Perciformes, Serranidae.